UUUUUUUUUAGCAACUUAAUUCAAUUAAAUACAAUGGAUGUUGCAGAAUUGGCAGAGGCAUUCAAGGAGCAAUCCCCAAACCAUGCACAACUGAUGCAACGCAUGCAAGCACUCAUGGGACAGGGUAUAGACGUCUCUUCUUUAUUCGCGAAUGUAGUCUCACUUGCGUCCAUACGCGAUAUACCCAUCAAAAAGGCUGCCUACGCGUUCCUGACUAUGUAUGGCCGGACGAACGAAGAACUAUGCUUCCUAAGCAUCAACACACUUCUUCAGGACUGUGCGGAUGCUGAUCCCAUCGUACGAUCCCUUGCAUUGCGAACACUUUGCUCGCUUGGACAGAAAAGUGCACUGCGGUUCAUGCUGCAGCCCUUGAACAAGGGUUUCCAAGACAAAAACGCUCAUGUCAGAAAGACGGCUGUCAUGGCGUGUAUUCCAUUAUUCGAACUUGACUCGGUUUUUGUCCUCGAAAGCGAAAUUGUUGAUAAAUUGUAUGGACUACUCAGAGAUCGAGAUGCUCAGGUGGUGAUCAACUGUAUUCUGGCAUUAGAAACCAUCCUGGUGGAUGAAGGCGGCAUUGUCAUCAAUCAAAACAUUGCUCAAUACUUGCUUAAACGAUACAAGGAUUGGAACGCAAGUCAGCUACAGAUCGUCCUUGGAGUCCUCUGCCGCUACAGACCUUUAACUAGCGAUGAGCUCUAUGAGAUCAUGAAUGAUAUAGAUGAUGGCUUGCAGCACCCAUCGCAAGCGGUUCAAAUGGCAACCCUUAGAUUGUUUAUCUGGCUAACCCAAGAUUUGAAUGAGGUUCAAGAGGAUGUCCAAAAGACUAUUGAAGAAACCCUACUCAAGCAUCUGGAAUCACCUAUACCAGAUAUUAUAUAUGCAUCGCUAUGCCAUCUUGCACUACUAGUAGAAAAGACUAAGGGACUUUUACAAACAGCACCUCAGCAUCUCUCUGCUCUUUUCUGCAGGUCCUAUGAGCCUGUCGCGAUUAAAACCCAAAAACUUGACCUCUGCACUACCAUUGCUCGAUCUUCUUCUGCAGCCACUACAGUCAAUGCAGAUACUGCUGCUGCCUUCACAGAAUCAAAGGCACAGCUACAAAACUACAUCUUGGACCAUCUCUGCCAGGUUGCGGCUCUGAACUACUCCCCAUCUUCUUCUACUAUUACUGCCACCACUUCAUCUUACCGUCUAGCGACAAAACUCGAUCGACAAACAUUAGCAGAGCAACUUCGGGUGGCAUGUCAUGCGAUAGAAUCUAUCGGAAUCAUCGGAUCUGCGCCUCAUACAUCACCAUUAUCUAGUUCAGCCUUAGGGUCAGCUUCAACCUCAGGAACACUGAUACCCGACCAUGAGUAUAAUCCCACCGAAUCACCAUUAAAAUUACAUCAUUCGAGUGGCAAGCGUAAUCAACCAAAAGCGAUUGUUCAAUCCUGUCUUGAUCGAUUAUUUCAAUUACUUAUUCUCUUUUCGGGAAUGGAGCAUGUCUUGGAUCCUAAAGCACACCGUGCUCGUGACCAUAGUCGUGACAAAAAGGAGAAAACUAUCUCUAAUGUUUCAUCGUCAUCACCAUCACCAUCACCAUCAUCAUCACCAACAGCUUCAACAAGUUGGAUGCACUCAAUUGAUAAAAUAGCAUUUCAGGACCUGGAUUUAGAUGAAAGUCAGAAGGCCAUGUUGUUGUCGGCUGCCCUAAUAGCCAUCGAAAGAUGCUGGCAGCCUGAAUUCAAAGCUCGGGUUUGGACAUUACGCUCUGUCAACGACUCCUUGGAUGAGUUACCAUCUAAAAACACCGGGAACGGUAGCAGUGGUACUGGCAGUGUUAGUAUUCUAAAACCAUUCCAGAUCAAAGCACUCGGCAUUCUCCUUCUUCGACAUCUUGAUCAAGAUGAACUGGAUCGAAGAGCCAAAACCAAGAAACCUCUCCGUUUCCGAUAUGAUGAUAGCGCGAGUAUCAGUGGGGGAUGCGGUGGCGGUGGAGAUCUGCUUUCCUCUGUGCAUAGUCUAUCAGGUUCUGGGAGCGGGAUAGGGACAACGGUAGCAACAACAACCGAGGAUAUUUCAAGGCUCGCAAGGAUCAAUGGGAUUCGGAUUUUACUCUUGGAAGAAUCUUUGCAACAACGACAGUUAAUCCUACAUCAGAACAAGAAGGCGCAAUCAACGGAAAGAACAACAGCAGUCGUAACAGAUGCUACGGCUAUGGCUACAGCCCUUGCGAUGCGAUAUCAAUAUGUUGUUGUUCUACAACAGCAAAUUCAAGACAUAGUACAGUCGAUCCAUACAAACAACAAUGACAACAACAAUAACAGUACCAUGCAUUCACUACAAAUCAGAAAUGAACAAAUUGCUGCUCUUCAUUUAGCCUGUUACAUGGUUGCCUUCGUAAUCGAUCACGGUGGUUAUUAUCAUUCGUUCCUCGACCUCAAAAAGGACGACGGAGGAGGAGGAGGGGGAGGAGGAGGAGGAGGAGGAGAAGGAGAAGGAGAAGGAGAAGGAGAAGAUGAUCGAAACAGUAACCAAGAAGAAGCAAAAAGCCAGAAAUAUCGAGAGUCUCUUGGAGAAAAACUACCUCGUGAACGUGAUAAUGAACUUUUGAGAUCCAGCCUCGAGAUUCUUGCACAUGCAAUCGAUCAGCUCAUUCCUCCAGUAGCAACAACGGAAGAAUUGGAUGAUAAUGAUUCCCGCAUAGACGACGCCUUCAGCCCUGCUGGUACAGGAAAUAAUCCGUUCAAUGAACAAGGAUCGCGACAAACUCCCGACAUCCGUCCUCAUGAUCACAAUCAUAAUCGCCAUCAUAAAGAGAAUCUUCUAAUUUCAAAAGAUGUUGCAGAUCGUGCUCGAUUUAUCAAAGCAGCUUUCCUUGUCCCUCUUUUAAAUGGCUUAUCGACAGUAUCAUCAUCAUCAUCAUCAUCAUCAUCAUCAUCACCAGUGGCAACAAACCUUUCAAGUUCAUCAUCCAAUCCUUUUGACUCUCCAAUCUUCAGAACAGAGUCCUAUUGUCGACUUGUGAAACAGAAGCUGGUCGCCCAGUUUGGUGUCACUGGACAACAGCAAGUAUCACAGCUUCCCUAUGCUGACAUAACUAGUCUUCAGGAGAUCAAUCGGCAAAUGCUCAAUGACUGGCGUUUUCAGAUCGGAUUCAACACCUUGGCCAUCCCUCAACCAUAA
This is a messenger RNA of Lobosporangium transversale, 3168 nucleotides long. Its product is annotated as armadillo-type protein. Bases 34 to 3168 code for a protein of 1044 amino acids. Lineage: Eukaryota; Fungi; Mortierellomycota; Mortierellomycetes; Mortierellales; Mortierellaceae. The record is from RefSeq and is a predicted model, not a curated record. Gene Ontology annotation, biological process: intracellular protein transport; vesicle-mediated transport. The transcript is spliced from 8 exons. Gene Ontology annotation, cellular component: membrane coat.